Molecule: messenger RNA, 5394 nt
Organism: Aspergillus tanneri
Lineage: Eukaryota; Fungi; Ascomycota; Eurotiomycetes; Eurotiales; Aspergillaceae
Exons: 17
Coding region: 1-5394 (1797 amino acids)
Biological process (GO): secondary metabolite biosynthetic process; fatty acid biosynthetic process
Molecular function (GO): oxidoreductase activity; fatty acid synthase activity
Source: RefSeq, a predicted model, not a curated record
AUGUCGAAGCCUACUCCAUCUGGCGAGGCCGGCACCGUCAUCACAAAAUACGGAUAUUACCUAGACCUCGAUCUGGCUCAAUUUGGCGCUUCCAUGUUCGGCAUGUCCAACGCUGAACUUUCCACCCUGGAUCCCGGCCAACGCCUGCUCCUCGAGGUGACGCGUGAGGCCUUUGAAAGCGCUGGCGAGGCCAAUUUUCGAGGGAGGAACAUUGGCACCUUUGUUGGGGACUUCACGGAAGACUGGCAAGACUUACAGAACGUCGACCUGCUGAACCACCAGCCGUAUUUAAUGGUGGGCAAGUCAGAUUUUGCGCUUGCGAACCGCCUUGCCUUUGAGUACGAUCUAUUGGGUCCCAGUGUCAGCAUCAAGACGGCCUUAGCCGGCGCCAAUGUCAUCAUCACGCCCCGAACCAGCAUCUCCAUGUCCAUGUUGGGUCUGUUAGCACCCGAUGGCAAUUGCAAAACGUUUGAUGCUAGCGCCAACGGCUUCGCCCGCGGAGAGUCCGUGUGUGCCUUGUAUCUUAAGCGCCUCGACCAUGCCAUCCGCGACGGCAACCCCAUCCGCGCCGUCAUCCGUGCCUGUGACGGCAACGCAGACGGAGGUGACGGGUCCAGGACCUUUGGCACUCCUAAUCCCAAAACGCAGGAGACGCUGAUCCGCCAAACAUACGCAUCCGCAGGGUUGCCACUUGCAGAAACCAAGGUCAUCGAACUCCAUGGCACCAGAACAGUAGUCGGCGAUCCGUUGGAGAGGUCUGCUAUUACCAAGUGCUUUGGUGGCGACGAAAAGGUCUACAUUGGGUCUGUGAACCAAGUGUUGAAGUCGCUCGAGCAUCCGCCCGAGUGGACAUUUGAAGGUCUAUUGUUGGCCGACGGGGCCGCAAGAAUCUGUUCAGCCCUACGGACCGCUCUCAGCCCAUAUGUGCUGCUGUGCAGGUGGCUUACGUUGAUGCUCUUGUUGCAUGAAACGUCAAGCCAUCCGCCGUUGUUGGGCACUCGAGUAGAGAGGUCGCCGCCGCUUACUCUGCUGGUGUGCUCACGAGGAGAGAGGCGAUUAUUGCCGCUUACUACCGUGGCUAUGCUCGCGCGCGCUGCAAAGGUUGCCGGCGCCAUGGCGGCUGUGGGUGUGGGACGCGCCGAGGUUGGACAGCAUCUAAAGCCCGGUGUCGUGCUUGCUUGCGAGAACGGCAACGCCAGCUUAACCAUCUCCGGUGACCUGAAGGCCGUUGAAGAGACUAUGGAUAGCCUGAAACAGGCGCAUCCCGGUUUAUUCCAACCAUCGGGGACCUCUACAAGUCUCUCGUUGAGCCACAUCUUGGGCCAAAGGCCAGUCUGCGGCCGACAGGUGCGCGAGAGCAAAAGCUUAGAUGCGCAGUGCUGGCAGCUCAACAUCGAGAACCUGGUGCUGUUCCGCACCGCGGUAUCGCAGAUGUUGGCCGAUAUGCCUAACACGGCGCACUUGGAGACUAGUCCUCACUCGGCGUUGACGGGUCCCCUUCGACACAUAUGCAAGGAAACCAACCGCUCAGCUCCCUACACCUCGCUCGCCGAAUGUGGUGAAGACGCUUCCCACACCUUCCUUGUGGCUAUCGGCAACCUCUACUGUCUCGGCAUUAUGCCUCAAGUGCCAGUAUCCGAAAACGCUUACACUUUGCCCGACCUGUCCACCUAUCCGUGGAACAAUACCAACUCCUACCUGUCCGAAACCCGAAAGGCCGCAUUGCAGCUAACGGGAUCAACAACCUACACCGUACAACAUGUCAACAUCGCGGCUGCAAUGCUCCUGGACGAGAGCAAGGGCAUCGAGCUCGUGACUACAUUGCGGAAGCAUUCUCUGACCGCCUCAAAUGACAGCAGGUGGUGGGAGUUUUCCAUUUCUUCCGAGAAUAAGGGGCCUGGACAAAGCAAUGCUGGGGCUUGGUCACCGAUGGAUGUGCCGUGGCCCACCCUGUCGAACACCUCUCAACUACAGCAAUCGCUUUAUUGGGCUAGAGAACGUGACCGCGAGUCCCGUCGAUAUGAGUGCGUCAGUCAGCAUCCCCAAUCGACAACACGCCGGCGAGGAGUAUGCGCUUCACCCAUGCACCCUAGAUAUUGUCUUACAGUCGUGGUCCGUCGCAGCCACCAAGGCGAGUAUCGUAGUCUGGAUAAGAUGUUCCUCCCCACAUUUAUUGAGCAAUUCUACGUCGGCGCCAGUGGCAGUCGGACGACGCUUCAUGUUCGCACCACUGCACAGGAGUCUGCGAUGUUGGCGUUGUGUGACUCUUACAACGUCACAUAUGAAAACGACGUGGCGUUUGUGCUCAAUGGAUUCCAAGCCACGGGAAUGAAUGGAGCAAUCAAGCAGGAGGCACCUGCAACGAACGCCUGGUCGGUCCAGUGGCAUCCGGCUUCUGAUUUUGCUCCUCCGUGGACACUGAUACGUCCUGCGGGAGACAUGACCGCCGGCAUUAUAUUCGCGGAACAGUUUUGCCUACUGUGCGCGGUCGAGAUCCAACAAGUGGCAGCUACGGUCACAUCUCUUGCACAGCCCUUUUUCAAGCACUUUUUGGCUGGAGUUGCCAAUCAAUUGGAUCGGGUCGAUCAGGGCCAGGCCAAGGUUCCCGACUCCGUGGAGCUUAAGGCCCUUGGUCGAGAGGCUCGACUAAGAAAGCUGGUCGAAUGGCACGAGCGGAGCAGGGGCAACCCGGUGGAGAACAUUGUUGAAGCGCUCUGGCGUGCUUACACCAAUAUCAAGGGUAUUCUUGAAGGUCGACAAGAUUUCUUGGACCUUCUCCUCGCCGGCGAAAAGCGUGCAGAAGGUCUACAACGAAUACAACGCUUGCUCCGUGUCCUAGAGAUAGGCGCUGGCACGGGCAGCCUGACUGCUGUGGUGCUAGAAGCCCUGCACUCCAGCGAGGGGGAGCGCCUAUACGGGGACUACACCAUCACCGACGUCUCGGCUGGUUUCGUGAACCAAACCAAGGAACGCUUCAGUCAAUACCAAAAUCUCAAGUUUGCCGUCUGUGACAUUACAGCGGAUGUGAUUGAACAAGGGUUCGAGGCCGCAUCUUUUGACUCGGGAACAACCAGCCAAUUUGUUGUCGUCUACGUCUUACAUGCCACUCCUAAUUUGGCCGACACGUUGAAGAGCUGUCGAACACUACUGAAACCGGAUGGACAAAUGUAUUUGCAGGAAGUUUGUUCAGAUACGAGAUAUCCCGACCUCAUUUUUGGUCUCUUCGAGGGAUGGAUCCAGUCCUCCGUCCAUGACAACAAGCACCCAGACUUUUUUACUGUCAGCAGCAUCGUAGCACGUGCUCGAUCUGAUGACACUUCCGAGUCUGAAGACGCUGGCACGAGGAUCACUCUCCUGAAGCCGAGUGCCGAAUUGGGCCAGUUCGGACAAGGUGUGAAGAGCGUGCUCGAGGCCGCGGGAUACACCCUAGAUGAGUUCAUUUGGGGGUCCAAGCUGCCAGACAACCAAGACAUCAUCUCCCUCAUGGACGUCGACGACGAACGCGCUCCCUUGCUGGCGGACAUCGGUUCGGAAGACCUGGCAAAUUUCAUCGAUAUAGUGGAAGAUGUGUCGGGACAGGUGGUGCUUUGGCUGAUGCGGUCCGCCCAGACAGAAUGCUCUGAUCCACACUACGGCAAAAUGUUGGGAAUGGCAAGAUGCAUCCGUGGUGAGAUGGCCAUUGACUUCGUAACCGCCGAGUUGGACAAGCUCGACAAGGAAACGAGCCACGCCGUGGCGCGGAUACUAAGCAGUGUACGGCACGUGCAAAAGACGGCAACGAGCCGCGAUGGCAGUCUUGACAUUGAGUCUGAAUACAUCUGGCGGAAUGGCCAGGUACUCGUGAGCCGGAUCCAUACGCUGUCCGUCAACAAGGCGCUGUCCGACGCCUCUCCUCCGACCGAAGCCAAGCAUCUUACGAUAGGACAGCCGGGCAUGCUACAGUCCAUGUGCUCGACCGGCCAUAGGCUCCCAUCGCUCGCUGCCGGAGACAUCCACCGGUGGCGUGGUAUUGCCGCCAUCCACGUUGCGCGCUGGCUGGGCGCCGACAUUUACUGCACCGUGGGCUCGCCAGACAAGGUCGACUUCCUCACCAAGGAGCUGGGCGUUCCACGAGACCGCAUCUUCCACUCCCGCGACGACAGCUUCGUGGCGGACGUAUUGCGCGUCACAGAUGGGACUGGCGUCGACGUCGUCCUUAACUCGCUUCGGGUGAACUGCUCCAUGCUUCUUGGAAACUUCCUGGGCCGUGGUCGCUUGGCCAUGCGUCUGUUUGCCGAGAACCUCGCCUUCUUCGGCAUCGAUUUGGCUGCCCUCGCCGUGCACAACAAGCCCAAGGUGGCGCCGUUGCUGCAUCAGAUGGUAGAGCUCCUCCGUGGUGGCAAAAUCUUCCCGUUGCAUCCCACCACAGUAUAUGGAUCGGUCUUUACACCAUCGGACAAGCUGCCAGCUCUGCGAGAUGUUGCCACUAGAUUCAGCGAUCUUUUUGUGAUGUGCCUGUUGGCGGUAGUGUAUCGCUCGCUUGGCUUAUCGCCUUUUCUUCCGGAAUCCCAUUCGGUGGCCUUAUCUGUGCUGGACAUCUCUGCAGGGGAAAAAGCCCAUCGUGCAACCCUGAUGCAUUCCAACGUCUCCUAUUUGAUUUCUUCAACAACAAGCGACAGUCCCGGCGCCUGCUCUCUUGGUCGCGUCCGAUUAUACGCAACGCUAUCGGUCGCGGAUUCGGCUUUUCGGGCUGGGCUGUUCGUCGGGACCUUAACCACGACAACUGCAGACGACACAGUCAUCUUGACCAACUACAAGGCUAUGUCAGUGCGGCCACAAGAUGCCGUUAUCCCGUCCAAACUUCCUAAUGAAAAGCUUCCCAAGCAGGGUACCUCUGCUCCUAGCGGGAAUUGUCCCACUAACCAAUGUCUAUGCCGCGCCUGUGCCACGUCGGCGGUCCCAAUGCUAUUCGGUCCAUUUGCGCUGUCGACUCUCAGCGACUGCUGGGAUGGAGGCCUGGAACAUAACCACUCGGCCGGACUCUGCCGACAGGGACCGCGGUUCAUAUGGCCUUGGCGGCCGCCACUGGGCAUUCUCUUGAACACUGGUACUGGCGAAAUGGACGAAGAGGCAUGCCCACCCCAGACUGGACGACCUCCUCGUUCCCUGGCUCGUAGGCACUUUUUGUGGCCGGUCUUGCAUUCGUUUCUCAAGACUAUGAACGGCAAAGCACCCUGGUUUCCGGCUCUGGCACCAGACAACGUGCUCAGACCGAGAGGGUGCCAUCCGGUGUCGUAUUCUGGAGCAGUGUUAGUCAGCGCCCUCCAGCAAGUGGACAAGUUGCAGAAGGAGUACAUCAUCGCCAACCGGCCACUGCGGACCAGUGCCAGUGAAAACGCAGUGUGCCAGAAGUAA